GCCACAGCGAAUGCGCCUCUUCUGCCUGCCUCAAAUUCAGAUACUUUCACCGCCAAGGAGGGCUGCGCCUUAUCUCCGCCUACUCCAUGUCGCCCGCCACAGUUCUUCCACGAUGGCCGAACAGCGGGCCCCACCGACCAACGGCAAGUCGCACGAAGCUGACGCGGAAGAUUCCUCUCAGAAUCACGGCGAGCUGAACCAGACCUCGGAGGGGCAUGUCCCCCAGGCCAGCGCCAAUACCGUACCAUGGUCGCACCCUCUCCCAUUCCGCUCCCCCGCCCAAUACGCAAACCCGUACGCAUACCCAGGCCUUUUUGGAAAUAUGUACAACUGGCAGCCGAGCCAGCACUAUCUCGUCCCUGCGUCGGUGCAGUCGCCGUACGCCUUCACGCAACAUGCCUCCUUCUCACAGCAUCCCAGCCUCUGGCAUCACUAUGGCCAAGGCUUGCCACCGUCGACCUAUCAGCCAGCGGCGCAAAUGAUGUCGCGCCACCAAGACCCCACUUCUCAACACGUUCUGGGACAGGAGGAUGUGCAGGAGGAGUCUGGACAGGACAGUGUCGAUUCCAAUGCUAGGGCCUCAACCGAAUACACCACUCCAGCCUCUACCGUAUUUCGAAAGAGGAAGAAUAAAGCCGAGGAAAAAGGCCAGGCCAAGAAUGGAAGCAAGGCUCAGAAACCCCUCAAGAGGGAUGCGAAGAUAAUGCUGCCGCCACCGCAGCCUACCGAGCAAUAUCUCGCCGCCGCUACCCUGGAACCAUUCGUGAUUGAUCCUCCACAGCCAGUCCUAGUUGUUCUUGACCUCAACGGCACGCUGAUAUACCGUCCCAACCGCCACCGCCCGACGCAUCUAAUCGCUCGGCCGUUCCUUAAGCCGUUCCUCCGAUACCUAUUCGAGAAUUUUGCCGUCAUGGUUUGGUCAAGCGCAAAGCCGGCGAACGUAAAUCCUAUUGUCAAGAACGUCCUAGACGAAGAUCUGCAAUCUAUGCUCACUGCUUGCUGGGGUCGGGACACAUUUGGUCUAGCGCCGCACCACUAUAGCAUGAAUGUGCAGGUUUACAAAGAUCUCUCAAAAAUCUGGUCGAGCACUGUUCAGGAGAAACAUCCCGACUAUGAAUACGGUGGUUGUUUUGGCCAACACAACACUGUCCUGAUUGACGACUCUGCUCUGAAGGCCAAUGCUCAGCCGCACAACCUCAUCGAGGUUCCAGAGUUUCUCGCAACUCCCGAGCAAAUGAAGGAAGAUGUGCUGAGGGAGGUUGCUGGGUACCUUAACGUCCUCAAGAUGCAAACUGACGUGUCCACUUUCAUCAAGAAGUGGCCCUUCAAAGCGGAUGGCACAUGGAUGCUCGACUGGGAUGAUGCUACUGCCGAAGGUGGAGAGCUCGAUCACAAGGUUUCCUUGCAGACCAAUUGAUGUCAGAUGUACAGCCGAUAUGGAGGGGGCGGAACGGGAGAGGGGGAGACGUGAGUGAGUGAUACCCCUUUGUUUUAUCUGCUCUGCCAUACCCGAGGUGGAAUUUUGGGGUGGUGUUAGUAGGGUGAUGGUUGAUUCUGGGUUGUUUGUGAAGGAUUGAGGGGUAGGGAGUUAAGGGGCUGAUAAGGUGGUAGGCGAAUAUUGGGUUCGGGGUGUUGAAAACUGGCUUAUUGCUGGAAUUACAUAAGCCUAAGAUGACCCACACCUACAUCCCUCAUUUCAUACAGGGUUCACCCACAUUUCCUUCAUGUUCAGACUAAUCACACUAAAAUCCAAUGGAUCGUCA
This is a messenger RNA of Lindgomyces ingoldianus, 1763 nucleotides long. RefSeq names its product HAD-like protein. The transcript is spliced from 3 exons. Bases 113 to 1417 code for a protein of 434 amino acids. Gene Ontology annotation, molecular function: phosphoprotein phosphatase activity. NCBI's taxonomy places the organism in Eukaryota, Fungi, Ascomycota, Dothideomycetes, Pleosporales, Lindgomycetaceae. The record is from RefSeq and is a predicted model, not a curated record.